Molecule: messenger RNA, 1831 nt
Organism: Macadamia integrifolia
Lineage: Eukaryota; Viridiplantae; Streptophyta; Magnoliopsida; Proteales; Proteaceae
Product: probable UDP-arabinopyranose mutase 5
Exons: 3
Coding region: 211-1503 (430 amino acids)
Biological process (GO): UDP-L-arabinose metabolic process; plant-type cell wall biogenesis
Cellular component (GO): Golgi apparatus; cytosol
Molecular function (GO): UDP-arabinopyranose mutase activity
Source: RefSeq, a predicted model, not a curated record
CAAAUAAAUGGGUAAGAAUCUCCGACAGGUGUUGGCUUACCAUAGACGCCUAAGAUCAACCAAAGUGGGAGGGAGAGAAUGGCAAAAUAGUCUGCAGCUUCGGGGGAUCGAGGCAGCCAACAGGCCAAGUAGAAGUCGGGCCAAUUCUUUAGUGUAUUUUUUCAGUUUUCGACGCAGAGAGAAGGGGAAGGCAUAUAGAUAAAUGUGUGAAUGAGAAUAUCACCUUCCCUUCUUUCCCUCGCCAUUGACUCCGCUAUCCUUAAUAUCUCUCAUCUCUCCGAUCUCUCUGCCAUUCCGGAACACAUUCUGCUCGACCUCUUCCUGAGAACACUGAGUGCUGGAAAGCUGACAGAGAAGGUUUUGAAGCUGUUUGUGACAACAGGCAAUGAUGAAAUCCUCUCACUGAUUCAGGCGCUUAAUAUCCAGCACAUCAUCACUCCUGUCCUUCCUACUACUAUCAUCAAGGAUGAUGAGGUUGAUGUUGUGGUUGUAGCAAUCCAGCCUGAUCUUACCUCUUUUUUGGAGGAAUGGCGACCUAUCCUUUCCCGAUAUCACCUGAUAAUCAUAAAAGAUCCUGAAAUGAAGGAAGAACUUAAAAUUCCAGAAGGUUUCAACCAUGAUCUGUACACGAAGUCUGACAUGGAUCGAAUCUUGGGCUCUACUUCUAUUCUUUUCUCUGGUUACUCCUGCCGGUAUUUUGGUUAUCUUGUCUCCCGUAAGAAGUAUAUAGUUGCAGUUGAUGAUGACUGCGUCCCGGCAAAGGAUGAUAGGGGCUUUAUAUUUGAUGCCGUGGCCCAGCAUAUUUCCAAUCUCAGAUUUCCUGCUACCCCAUUCUUCUUCAACACACUUUAUGAUCCAUACCAAAAGGGUGCAGACUUUGUGCGUGGGUACCCAUUCAGCCUGCGGAAUGGAGUGAAGUGUGCCCUAUCAUGUGGGCUAUGGCUCAAUUUGGCAGAUUAUGAUGCUCCUACCCAAGCCCUUAAGCCAGAGGAGAGGAAUUCUCGGUAUGUUGAUGCUGUACUGACUGUGCCGUUGAAGGGCAUGAUGCCCUUGAGUGGGAUCAAUGUAGCUUUUGAUCGUGAGGCGAUAGGGCCUGCUUUAAUCCCCGGGCUGCGGUUGGCUGUGGAGGGCAAGCAGAGGUGGGAAACUAUUGAAGACAUAUGGUGCGGGAUGUGUGCCAAGGUAGUCUGUGAUCAUCUGGGCCUUGGGGUGAAGAGUGGGGUGCCCUAUGUGUGGAGGAAGGACAGAGGUGAUGCCGUUGAGACCUUGAAGAAGGAGUGGCGGGGAAUGAAGCUGAUGGAGGAGGUGGUCCCUUUCUUCCAGUCAGUCAAAUUGCCAGGGACUGCAGCGGUGGCAGAGGAUUGUGUGCUUGAGAUUGCGGCGAUGGUGAAGGAAAGGCUAGGUUCGGUGGAUCCUUUGUUUGGACAAGCAGCAGAUGCGAUGGUGGAGUGGAUCCGCCUAUGGAAGGGUGUUGCAUCAGUAGACCGUACUCUUGGAGUGUAAUAGGGGAAUGUAUUCAGCCGUCAAUGUUCUCUCAGUUUCUCUAUUGAGAGCUUCCCCUAUUGCUUCUUUCCUGCUACUUGAUAAAACUUCCUAUGAGGAUUGGUGGCUGAAAAUAAAUAUGUUAUGGGGGUGGUGGUUGUUACAAGUUUAAAGUAAUGUCUCACAUCUUAAAUUCAAAUUCUUGUCAUUUGCUAUUUCUCUAAACCCUUUGGAAAACUCUGACCAGUGAGCGAUUUAAAGAACUUGUGGAGAAGGCUUUCAAAUAACACCUCCAGUAAUAUAUACUUGGAUUAUGUUCUAGGCCAGAAAUUAACUACCAUUACAACCA